Molecule: messenger RNA, 1182 nt
Organism: Neurospora crassa OR74A
Lineage: Eukaryota; Fungi; Ascomycota; Sordariomycetes; Sordariales; Sordariaceae
Exons: 1
Coding region: 205-945 (246 amino acids)
Source: RefSeq, a predicted model, not a curated record
CUCCUGUUGUUUUCUAAACCUUUUCUUUCUUUCCUUUUUGCUUCCAUUAAAUCGGAUCUGGUCAUCGCUGCCGCUGUAACAAGACUUCAUUUGCCAUCUCCCCGCGUGCAGGGUUCUCGACGCCGACGAGAGCAUCGUGCCGCUCACAUCCCAGAAUACAUCACCAGAUAUCAGUCUUCUUCGCCGGGCCUUUGACCCCUCAACAUGACUUCGCCCGUGGUCCCUCGCAAGCGGCGUCGAGCCUCCUCUGCAGAUUCUGGCGCCAACCAGUUCGCAUCUGAACAGCUCGCGGCCCUCCCAAAACCCGUCAAAAUGAGCCCAGAAAGCCACAUUGCGACCGAAGACCUCAGAUUCAUACUCUCUUAUCUACCCCUCUCGGUGGUCAUCGACAUCUUGACAUCUGCAGCCUCGAAUGAUCAAUCUCAAGCUUGGAAGAUCGCUGAGCGUUUCAACGAGUUCAUUAUCCCACGGAAGCUCGAGUGUAUGAGAAACAACGACGUUGAGGGUCUCAACUCACUCCCGGGUCCCUUCGCCAGAUCUGCUUCACUUAGACAUCUGUCCACGACCACUGUGUCCUUGAUGCUCUCUCAUUUACCCCCCUUCGCAGUCCUUGACAUGCUUGCCUCUGCCGUUCCUUCCGAUCAAAGUCUGGGUUGGACAAUUGCUAGGCGGUUCAACAAUCAUGUUAUCAGGCGCAAGUGGGAACUUACAAAGCUGGUUGAGGAUAAGGCGGCCCGCGGCAUGUCCGAGGUUCCAGCCAGGAAGACUGUGAGCAUUUACAGAGGGAGAGACCUUUACAUCAUCGACGUCCAGGAUGUCGUUGACCGUCUGAAUUCACCCACUUGGAACGGAAACGACUCUACCCGCGAGUUUAGCGAUGAAGAGAUGGAGUGGAUCAACAAGUACGUGCUGCCGCUGGGAGUUUGUCAAAGUAACCGCGAGUGAACCAUCUUGCGAAAGAAAGCAACGACACCAGAGAACAGGAGGACUUGUUACGUGGGAGGAAGGAAGCAGCUCCAGGACAUGGAAACAGUAUACGAAUUUUGAGUGUAAAGGACUGAACAAGAACUCAGGUUCUUUUUGUGAGGGUUCCAAGCAGACACAUAUCCUCUUCCACAUCUCUCAAGUCGCAUUGAGUUUUCAAAUUUCAUUCGCCAUCUCCCUCGCGCCACUCAUUCCAUG